Messenger RNA from Branchiostoma belcheri (Belcher's lancelet), 1968 nucleotides. RefSeq lists its product as uncharacterized. Lineage: Eukaryota; Metazoa; Chordata; Leptocardii; Amphioxiformes; Branchiostomatidae. Gene Ontology annotation, biological process: signal transduction. Gene Ontology annotation, molecular function: protein binding. Bases 205 to 1968 code for a protein of 587 amino acids. The transcript has 11 exons. The record is from RefSeq and is a predicted model, not a curated record.
CUGCCAUUUCAGUUUACACAAAGUGUUGUUGCUAGGCAUUCACGGCCAACCUUCAGUAACAGUCGCGUUGGUCGCCAUUUUGUCCAGAACAAUCUUGUACCUCUUGUCGGACAGCAGUGAAAGGUUGAUUAUCGAGAAUUAGUCGUGAACAGUACCGAUCGUGUUCUCCAUAUAUCUUUCUAUACGCUCUGUUCUCCACAAAUCAUGGCUGAGGAGUCGUCGUCUAUCAACUCGCUGCCGGAUGAGUGUGAAUCCCCUGUACCAUCAUCAACGUCUGUAUCUCUUGCCACUGUCGUUGAAGAAAUGACCGAGGCUAUCGAGACCAUUAAGAACACUACCGGACAUUUGUCAGCUGUGAGCGACAACGCAACCAUUCUGCAGACCAAGAUCCUUGAUCCACUUAGUACGUAUGAAACGAAAUCUCAACAGCAGUACUUGGGCGACCAUCUGGCAAAUAUCGGUGCCGCGCAAGUCUUCACCAGUAACAUCGCGUGGCUGCGAGGGAUGGAGCAUGGCGGGUUCUCUGAAGAUACAUGGUCCUACCUGGAGCUCCGGAUCCUAUACCUCUGUUGUCACAACUACUCGGACGGUAGCCAAAAAUUUGCUGAAGAACUAGUGAAGGCCGAAAUUAUUCCUAUCCUGGUGAAGGACCUUCAAAAAUGCAAGGAGACUUGGAGAACUGAUGAGAGAUGUAAGGACACAGCCUCCAAUUCUCUGGGUACUUUGUACAACAUAUCAAGGAUGUCACCAAGCACCAGACCGCUCUUCAGAGAGAACAAGGCGAUAGGAAGUCUGAUUCCUUAUCUGAAGGCGGACAACGAAAAUUUUAAGACCGUUGCUACCUUAACACUGGCGUAUGUAAUUGACGAGAAAAACCUGGGCAUCGUGGCAGAUCCUUCUGUCAUCCGUUUCAUCACUAAUCUGUUUAUUAAGACAGUAGAUGAUGAAACAAAGUUGUGGACAGUAGAGGGCACCUACUUCAGCGCCACAGAGCUGGCCAUGGGGAUAGAGAGACUGGCAGUGAAUGAUACUCCUGAUGAUAACAAUAAGCUAACACUGGUGGAAGAAGGUGUCCUCCCACCUCUGUUCAAACUGAUGACUGAAGGAGACGAAGAGGAGCAGCUCCAUGCAGUCCGGGCCAUCUCACAACUCGCCUUCCAUCCGAGAAACAGGGAGGAGAUCCGGUCAGUCAUCCCACAGCUGCAGGAGUUGAAGAAAAGUGGGAAUCCUGAUAUAACAAAGACCGCUAGCGGAGCUCUUUGGCAACUGCGAGAUGAGGAAUCCCGGAUACAAAAGGGCCAUGUAAUGCUCAGUUAUCAAUGGGACCAUCAGGAAAUCGUGAAGCAGAUCAAAACCGUGCUUGAGUCCAACGGCUACAAGGUGUGGAUGGACAUUUAUGAGAUGGGCGGUUCUACAUUUGAAGCCAUGGCGGGGGCGGUGGAGGGUGCAGCUGUGGUGCUCAUCUGUAUGUCCCGCAAGUACAAGGAGAGCACCAACUGCAGACUAGAGUGUGAAUAUGCAGGCACAAGGCGAACACCAAUCAUUCCACUGAAAAUGGAAGGCAACUACAAACCAGACGGCUGGCUGGGGAUAUUAUCCGGAGCCAACCUGUACUACAACUUCGACAGCGACGAAAGCUUUGAGGACGUGAUGGGCAGACUUAUGAAGGAAAUAGGUGACAGGGGGAAAGGACACACAGCUGCAGUUACAGAGGUCGUUACAGUUCCCCCAAAACCGGAGAGGCCGACGUUUCACGACUGGACACAGAAAGACGUCAGGGUGUGGGCACAGGAGAACCAGCUUGAAUGGCAGCUUGGGACUAGUCUCGACGCGAAGGACCUGCGCUUCCUACAGAUGAUGAAGAAGGAGACUCCAGCCUGGUUCUACAAAAUGAUCAAAGAUGACCAGUUUCUGACGCAUGUCCCUGGCAUGAGGAAGCUGAGUGAUGCGUUGGAUAAGCUGGAGUAG